AUGGAAGGUAUGAAGGGAAUCGUGGACUUCAUUAAAUGCAAGAAAUUCAAAAAGACCGCAGAUUAUGAUAUUACAUUGAAUAAACUACUUGACAAGGCCAAAAAAGCCAAACCUGGAAAGACGCGAUUUGGGAUUGCAACGGAAUGCAAGACUUUGAAAUUCUCCUCAGUCGGAAAGAAGGCCACACCGGUUAACGAACUCGACAUUUGCAGGAUAAAGAAUUUAAAGAAGACGUCUACUAGCGAGAGAGCAAUAGCUUUCACCUAUCCCGGACCCGAUGGAAAGUAUCCGCUUAUGCUGUAUGCAAUGCGAUUUGAAAAGGAAAGCGACUAUACCUUGUUUGUAGAGAGGAUUGAAAAUACUUCCUGCGAAGUAUGUGAUGAAAGUAAGUUUAAUGCGGGAAGUUCUCAUCGAAGUUCAUCCAGUUCAUCCAGUUCAUCAUCUAGUUCAUCACGACACUCAAGCAUACGCCCACCAAAAAGAAAGGAAAAAAGGAAAAAAGUAAAUUGCUACACUUCCUCUGAUAAUAUUCUUUCGCCUUAUGGAACCCCUAAUUUCUGGGGAAAUCGUUACGAUAUGGGCUAUCAAUCAUCUUCUCCAUAUCGUCGAGCCUACUCCGUUGGACCUCAGAAUGUGCGUAUUUACAAAGUGUACAGGGUUGAGAAAGGCUCAGCACUACCAGCAGUUGUGCAGACUUUACAUCCAGUUCAAGUUACUCUAGCGAAGAGUUUAAUUGUUACGGUGAAAACAAUGCAUAUUUUAACUCAUAUGACUCAUAUUAUAAAUGUUGAUCUAACCAUUUCCAAGAUUUCUUCUUUCUCCAUGGACAUUACUUGGCGAGCUUACCCUCGACUUCAUUAUCUGUACCUUCAAUUGGAGAUGGAAUAUUUUACUUUCACUUCCUUCCCUACCAAUCCCUAUUCCAAAUCUUUAAUCACAUUAUUGAAUUUUGCUAGCUUAGUAUAG
Messenger RNA from Rodentolepis nana, 966 nucleotides. NCBI's taxonomy places the organism in Eukaryota, Metazoa, Platyhelminthes, Cestoda, Cyclophyllidea, Hymenolepididae. The record is from the annotation of a GenBank genome assembly.